Nicrophorus vespilloides is the source of this 1837-nucleotide messenger RNA. Its product is annotated as UDP-glucose 6-dehydrogenase-like. The record is from RefSeq and is a predicted model, not a curated record. Gene Ontology annotation, molecular function: NAD binding; UDP-glucose 6-dehydrogenase activity. Gene Ontology annotation, biological process: glycosaminoglycan biosynthetic process. The transcript has 8 exons. The coding region runs from base 214 to 1641 and encodes 475 amino acids. Gene Ontology annotation, cellular component: cytosol; nucleus. NCBI's taxonomy places the organism in Eukaryota, Metazoa, Arthropoda, Insecta, Coleoptera, Silphidae.
AAGCCAUUGAACGUGACUAAUGCCAGUUCCAGGAGUUGUAGUUCUAGAGUUAGCCGUGAGGUUACAUUUUACUGCCGGUUUAUUUACCAUUAACAUCAUCACUGAUCAUCACAUCACCAUCAUCGAGUUCAUACAUCCUUUUAGUAAGCACAAACAAUUCAGACGUUGAUUACGUGGUACAUUGAAAGGAAAAGAGAAAAUUUGAUUAAAAAAAUGUCAAUUAAAAAUAUAUGCUGUCUGGGAGCUGGCUAUGUUGGUGGACCAACUUGCAGUGUUAUUGCUUGGAAAUGUCCUGAUAUUAAAGUCACAGUAGUGGACUUAAGUGUGGAGAGGAUUGCACAGUGGAACUCAGAGAAAUUGCCCAUAUAUGAGCCACUCUUAGAUGAUGUAGUAAAGGAAUGCCGAGGCAAGAAUCUCUUUUUCACCAAUGACAUCAAAACAGCCAUCCUUGAGGCAGACCUGAUAUUCAUAUCUGUCAAUACCCCAACAAAAACCUUCGGCAACGGAAAGGGCCGGGCAGCAGAUUUGAAGUACGUUGAAGGUGCCGCUCGAAUGAUUGCAGAUAUCGCGCAAAGCGAUAAAAUCGUCGUGGAAAAGAGUACGGUGCCGGUGAGGGCUGCCGAGAGCAUCCAGAACAUCUUGUAUGCCAACAACAAACCGGGAGUGACUUAUCACAUUCUCUCGAAUCCCGAGUUUCUGGCUGAGGGUACUGCAAUCAAUGAUUUGCUUUACGCUGAUCGCGUUCUAAUUGGUGGUGAAAAUAGCGGAGCUAUCGAGCAGUUAUGCAAGAUCUACGAGCACUGGAUACCAAGAAAAAAUAUUUUAACUACAAAUACGUGGUCAUCGGAAUUAUCAAAAUUAGCUGCAAAUGCGAUGUUGGCUCAGCGUGUUUCGAGCAUCAAUUCCUUGUCAGCAGUAUGCGAGGCUACCGGAGCCGACGUUUCGGAGGUGGCUCGAGCUGUCGGUCUGGACUCGAGGAUCGGUUCGAAGUUCCUGCAGGCUUCCAUUGGUUUCGGUGGGAGCUGUUUUCAAAAGGACAUCCUAAAUCUGGUGUACAUCUGCGAAUGCCUGAAUCUGCCCGAGGUGGCCGCAUACUGGCAGCAGGUGAUCGAUAUGAACGAAUACCAGAAAUCGAGGUUCACUGCCAAAGUCGUUCAAGCUCUGUUCAAUACCGUCAGCGGUAAGAACAUCGCGCUCUUGGGUUUCGCAUUCAAGAAGAACACCGGAGACACUCGCGAGAGUCCGGCCAUUUAUGUGGCCAAAACCCUUCUGGACGAAGGUGCCACCUUGAAUAUCUACGAUCCGAAGGUGGAGGAGUCCCAAAUCUUUAAGGAUCUCACGCAUCCGUCCAUAUGUGAAUCUCCGGAGCAGGUCAGGAAAACCGUGAAGGUUUGCGAGGAUGCGUAUUCGGCAACCAAAGGAACACACGCAAUCGUUGUAUGCACAGAAUGGGAUGAGUUCAUGGUAUUGGAUUACAAAAAGAUAUACGAUGGAAUGAUGAAACCGGCGUUCAUUUUCGACGGAAGGAAAAUCCUUGACCACGAGAAGCUUCUGGAAUACGGAUUCCACGUGCAGACUAUAGGAAAACAGCUGAGGAAACCGACUCCGCCGCCUCGUAUGACCAACAAUCAUCACGUUUGAACGAACCAACGUAAAUGGGAAUUAUCGAAUGCAAUUGAGAGAUAUAUAUAUGUAUCUGUAUAAAUUGACGACGUGUAUUUAAUCAGUAUUCGAAAUUGUACUUGUUUUUAAUUUAAUUUUAAUAUUUAUAAGCGUGGAUUUUAUUCCGAAAACCAUAUUUUAUGAUUCCAAAGUGCAAUUAUUUUUUUAAAACAUG